AUGCAAACUGCUACAAAAGGCGUGACUUUAAGGAAGAAAAUUUUCCAGAACGAAAUUCUGGAAAUACGUGGGUCCUACGUUCCUGCAACUGCAGAACUAGAAUACCUUCAAAUCGCUAGACGCCUGGAAUUAUACGGCAUCCAUCCUGAAGGCGUAACGGAUCGAAAUCGGACAAAGCUAAAUAUCGGAGUGUCUUUCCAGGGCAUAAGUGUUCUACUUGAGAUGAAACGAAUCUACCUCUACACUUGGGACAAUGUUGAGAAAAUAGUUUUCUCUGGAAAAACCUUCUCAGUCAGUCUUAAACAUCGACCCGUGAGUUUCAGUAUUUCAGAAAUAAUUUCUUCCCCAUAUUAA
Messenger RNA from Rodentolepis nana, 354 nucleotides. NCBI's taxonomy places the organism in Eukaryota, Metazoa, Platyhelminthes, Cestoda, Cyclophyllidea, Hymenolepididae. The record is from the annotation of a GenBank genome assembly.